Menidia menidia (Atlantic silverside) is the source of this 744-nucleotide messenger RNA. Lineage: Eukaryota; Metazoa; Chordata; Actinopteri; Atheriniformes; Atherinopsidae. The record is from the annotation of a GenBank genome assembly.
AAAAGUGGCCUUGCCCUUUAAAAGCUCGUGCUCUUCUUCCCUUCAACUAGUCGAAAGUUGAUUCUGACAACCGAAAAGGGGACCCGUGUUUGAGGAUAUCACAUAAAUCACAAGGCUGCAAAAAUGGUCGACAAAUUUGUGGGGACAUGGAGGAUGGUUUCCAGCGACAACUUCGAUGAGUACAUGAAAGCACUUGGUGUGGGAUUUGCAACCCGGCAGGUGGGAAACCGGACCAAGCCCAACUUGAUACUGACGAUGGACGAACAAGGGAAUGUUUGCAUGAAGUCUCAGAGCACCUUCAGGACGACCGAAGUCAAGUUCAAGCUCAACGAGCCCUUCGAGGAGACGACCGCGGACGACAGGAAGACGAGGACCGUGAUGACUAUGGAGAACGGCAAGCUUGUGCAGAAACAGAGCUGGGACGGCAAGGAAACGAGUAUCGAGAGAGAGAUCUCUGAUGGGAAAUUGAUAGCGAAAUGUAUCAUGGGAGACGUGGUCGCCGUGCGGACGUACGUAAAGGAUGCAUGAUGGCGCUCCCUGGCUCGCACGUCGGAUGUACUGCUGGAUGACGGGCUCAGUUCAAUGAGCGCAAUGCUGUGUUCUGCUUCUCACCCCCCCCACCUCCCCCCAUUUCUCAUCGCUGUUACCAAAGUCGUAUCUGUGCCUCUUCUCCAACAUGACUCUCUUGGGUUCAUUUGGAUUUGUAGUGGUUUGAAUAAAAACUGAUGGAAAAAUUUGUCAAAA